GGUUGCUCACUGUUGGCAACAUUGGCCGAUAGGCUGUGGAAGCGGCGCUGUUACCAAGCCAAAAUGGCCGACAUUGACUCAAACACUUUUUAUAAACCCCUCAAGAAUAACUUCGGCUACUGCCUGCGCCUCAACGCCGUCUCCACCCUCCUGAGGAAACAUGAGGAAAAUACCUCGACGAGGUAUUCCCUCAUCCGGUCAGAUCCGAACUUCGGAAACUCAACGUGGAACAAUGAAGACUGUCGAAUACAGUGGGAGGAAGGUGAAAAAAUUGUUGGAGAGCGGCUAAUGUUUGACGGUGUACCGUUUUUUGUGUUAGGCACAAGAUAUCUUGGGUGUCAAUUUGGAAAUGAGAGUGAUCAGAAGAUGAGCAUUUACUUGGAUCUAAAGGAUUCUCCUUCUGGCCAGUGUGAGGCUAAACGAGAGAAAUGCCCAGCAAAGAUCAUAUUGAAGGAAGUAAUCAAGUUCCCACAUUAUAAGAUUGAAUCUAAUACCAAUUAUGAAAAGAAGAAAUGGUCAAAGUUGGUAAGAGAUGACCUCUGUAAAGGAACUGCAAAAACAGAACGCCGUAUAUAUGUAGAAUUACCCAAGUCAGAUGCUCACGUUCACACAAUUACUUGGAAGCAGACCAGUGGUGUCACUACUACCAUGCCAACUCAUUGCUUGGUAUGCAAUGCCAGACUCUCUUCAUCUACAAGAGCUACUGUAUCCCUAUUUUCAGAUGGGGUCAGGACAUCCCAUCGUCAGUUAGAGGUAGCGUCUGUCUUAAGCAGCAUCGUGAACAAAGAAUUAAUUGCCAGCAAUUUACAUUCCACUAUGAUUUGUAGCAAGUGCUUCAACCUGAUUGAUGACAUUGAUGCACUGGAGGAGCAGUUGUCGAGUAAAAAGCAGCACGUAAUGGAUAAAUUUGAAAGGACGUUGGUAGAGGUGAAUGGUAAAGCAGAACUGAAGGAGGAUGCAGUGGAUGAGUUAGAUAGUCAGGAUGAUCAGCUAUAUGGAAAGCGACCUCGUGUUGAACGAAAAAGAGGCAGACCACCUGGCCCGAAGUAGAGGAAGAGGAUCAUUUAGAUCUCGUGGGAGGCCAAGAACCAGUGGCCUCCAGAAGUCUCAGAGCAGAAGUGUUGUUAAGAUAGAGGUUGAUGAGGACAAACUCGAGGACUUAACAGCAACUUACGUCACAGAAGUCACAUCGCCACCUUCCUUAAAGACCA
Macrobrachium nipponense is the source of this 1211-nucleotide messenger RNA. RefSeq lists its product as uncharacterized. The transcript is spliced from 8 exons. Gene Ontology annotation, molecular function: DNA-binding transcription factor activity. Lineage: Eukaryota; Metazoa; Arthropoda; Malacostraca; Decapoda; Palaemonidae. Bases 64 to 1050 code for a protein of 328 amino acids. The record is from RefSeq and is a predicted model, not a curated record.